AUGCCUUACCAAUGGACAGCUGAGCGAGAGCGUCAGAUGCUCCUGCUGGCCAUUUCCCGGGCCAAUCUGAGACCCUCGGCUGACACUUGGACUGCCGUUGCUGCCCUCUUGGGAGGAGGUCUUUCGGCUUCUGCAGUCAGCCAAAAGUAUUACAAAUUGCGAAAUGAAUCAGACAAGAAAUUGCAAGGAGCUGGCCAGAACCUCUCGGCACCGUCUACACCAACCAAACGCAAGCGAGAAGGCGAGGUUAAGACGCCAACGAAGCGAUCUAAGCAAGCGGUCAAACAAGAAAUCCUUGAUGGCGAGCCAUUCUCAGAUAUGAGCAGCCCAGUCUCGGAGUCGCAAGGUGUCAAGGCGGAGGAGGAGCCCAAGGUAGAGAUUGACGCAUAUCCCACCGACGAAUCUUUCUAUGUGCCGGUUGAUUACUUCAAGAAUGGCUAUGGCCAGAUCACCCCAGAGAGUAGCAUGGCCAGCAGCAGUAUGAGCAGUUAUGCCAGUGGAAGCUACCUGGGACGAGUUUGA
Messenger RNA from Exophiala aquamarina CBS 119918, 522 nucleotides. RefSeq lists its product as uncharacterized. Bases 1 to 522 code for a protein of 173 amino acids. The transcript has 2 exons. The record is from RefSeq and is a predicted model, not a curated record. Lineage: Eukaryota; Fungi; Ascomycota; Eurotiomycetes; Chaetothyriales; Herpotrichiellaceae.